Molecule: messenger RNA, 252 nt
Organism: Ostreococcus tauri
Lineage: Eukaryota; Viridiplantae; Chlorophyta; Mamiellophyceae; Mamiellales; Bathycoccaceae
Product: SSXT
Exons: 1
Coding region: 1-252 (83 amino acids)
Biological process (GO): positive regulation of transcription by RNA polymerase II
Cellular component (GO): nucleus
Molecular function (GO): transcription coactivator activity
Source: RefSeq, a predicted model, not a curated record
AUGACGGGGGCGGACGCUCAGGAUCCGAGCACGUCUGGGAACGCGUCCAAGAACGACGCCCCAGCCGUGGUCACCACGGAACUUAUUCAAAAGUACUUGGAUGAGAACCAACAACUGAUCCUAGCCAUUCUUGAGAAUCAAAACGUCGGUAAGCUCGCGGAGUGCGCGCGGUAUCAGACCAAGCUGCAGGAAAAUCUCAUGUACCUCGCGGCAAUCGCGGAUGCGCAGCCGGCGAAGGGUGGAAAGGAAUAG